This is a messenger RNA of Anopheles merus, 4089 nucleotides long. RefSeq names its product nucleolar protein 4-like. Bases 668 to 3658 code for a protein of 996 amino acids. The record is from RefSeq and is a predicted model, not a curated record. The transcript is spliced from 12 exons. Lineage: Eukaryota; Metazoa; Arthropoda; Insecta; Diptera; Culicidae.
CUUCCCUAGUUUCCCCCUUUGACCGGUACUGAUGCUCCUUAUGCUACUUCGCUGCGCACAAGAUCCUUUGCAAGAGAUGCUGCAAAGAGGUCCUUGCGGAAGCGCUCAACUGGACGUAACGUCGAUCGUCUCAAACGUUGCUGCCACAGUUUCCAUUGUGGUGCCGUUGACUAAACACAGCUCAAGCUCGAGGCUCCUUCGGUGGCAACGCGAUUUUUUCAUUAUCAUUUGUUUUGUUUAACACAUUCCUUCAUUUACUCUUGUUUGUCUAUUAAAAUAUUUCACUUUUAAACUCUUCUUUUUUUAUUAAAUUAACCCGUUUGUUCGUAUCGUGAAUGUUGUUGUGUGGUUUUGUUGUUAGUUUUGCUAGUGUUUCUUCUAUUUUGUUCUAAUUUUUGGUGUUUGUGUGUAGUACUUUUACUUUCGUUACUCGUUCAUUUUAAACGUUUGUGAUAUUUUAAUCGUGUUUUCAACCUCUGUACUCUCGGUGUUUUUGUAGUCGUUCUGUGUGUUGGUUUGAUCGUGUGUUAAUUGUUUUAUCCUUAAGUUUGUGGCAUGCGGUUGUUGUUUUGUUAGCUAGUGGGUUGAGUUUCUUCCUUGAAACGCACGACCAGUUUUGUUUUUUUUUUUGGAAAAAGCAUUAGCAAUAGGCAAUUAGCCGUGUGUGAUGGAUGCACAGGAUUCACAGGUGCUGCGUACCAUCGAUCCAUCGGGGCAGUGUCCGAAGCCGAAGGAGUCUCCGGCGCCCGGCACACCGGUGGUGACCCGUGGACGACCGGUACGCUCCCUGGAGGGUAGAAGUGUGUCACGCAAACGGCGCCGUUUAUCGCGCUCAUCCUCCAGCUCUUCGACGGCGUCGUCCUUGGCCAAGGUCAGCCGGCUCGGCGGCGGUGGCCGCCGGGACACGUCCGACCUGGAUGCCGGGUACGAGAACGACGCCGACGACGAUGACGACGACGGUGAUGAGGAUGACGAGGAAGAGGAAGAGCUUAAAGAGGAAGAUGAAACAGGAUGUGAGGAAGAGGACGAAGGCCGGAUAAAAUCAGAGCAGCACGUAUUCCCCACGGACGCGCCAUCGCUCCAGAACGCUCCCGGUGUUGGUGUGCGUGCGUCGGCGUCUGGCGCUGACGGUGGUUGCGGUGAGAAAAAUGGUGAAAAAUCCACACCAAGCGAAACAGCUGAUUUGAAUGCGCCACGACAGCAGCGGCAGCACCAACACCAGCAAUAUCCGGCCAACUACCAACACUAUCACCAGCAGCAGCAGCAGCAGCAACUCCCACACCAGCAGCUACGUCACGGCAAGCGGCUAGCCAAAUACGACUACACACGUGAUCAGAUGUUUGAAAUAUUUCAACCAUGGGUUAUACGUACGUACGGCGACCGGGCCAAGACGAAGACGAUUACGCUGAAGAAGCAGGCCCGUAUCAUCAAGACGCUGCGCGGGCUGGAGAUGAACAAUCCGGACAGCUCCAAAUUUCGAUUCUGGGUUAAAACGAAGGGGUUCACCACCUCCAAGCCGGGAGGCUUUCAAGACAUCUUUACACAUCAGAAUAUCCCCGAAAACGAUGGCUGCAUGCUGUACGCUCCCAGUGGAGGCUUGGAACCUGGCCAGCCGUACAAGAAGGUGGCCGUUGUGGAGAACUUUUUCGACAUCAUCUAUGGGGUGCAUGUGUCGCUCGGUAGCCGCGCGACGAGACAUGCCGGUCAGAAGCGAACCUACCGUACGAUUACAGAAACGUACGCCUUUUUACCGCGGGAAGCCGUCACCAAGUUCCUGUCACUCUGCAGCCAGUGCUCCAAGCUUACCACCAAGGUGUACCUGCCAAAAGCCGAGCCCGGGAUGGAGCCACGCAACGACGACACGGUGCCGCCGAGUGAACGAAUCCCCCGGCCGAGCGAGGACGCGGCAUUGCCGUGUAGCAAAACCACCGACCGAAGCCAAUCCUCCCUUCGGUACUACGAGCUGCUGAAGAAUCUGUACGAAAAUGGCAAAUCUAACCGAUUGCGCAGUGGUGGAGCUGUGACACCGGCACAGCUAACCACAGACGGUGUGGAGAGCGGGAAGCCCCCGAUCGUGCGGGCUGUGUCACGACCCAACAGUACCGUUAGUGAAGUGUUGUCUAGUGAUCGAGGAGCAGCAGCAGCAGGUGGUGGUGGUAAUGAGCUCAGUGCUACAGUGUGUGCAAGUGAACGGAACGGAUCGAGGGAACAUCUUCCGGCGGUGGGAUUAAACAAUAAUAACCGCAGUGAAAAAGGUGACGACGGGAAGCGACGACGACGCCGUACCGUACCCAUCGCCGCGACGUACCUGGACGUGACGAGCAGCUUCGGGCUGGCGGACGACGAUGCGUUGAAUGUGGAUUCUAUAUCCAUGCCGUUCAACAGUGAGACGACGGAAAACAAUGGAAGCACGGCCAACACGCCCAGUGAGGAUGCGUAUGCCGGUUUAAUCAAAGAUGCGGACAAGUUCAAGCUGAUGCUACUGGCGUGGAACUACCAGAACUCGGCGGCAGGUAAAUCACAAAACGGAGGCGAAGGACCGGACCUGGCGACGAUGACGAACCUGUGGCAGCAGUACCAGAACGCGCUGGCGAUGACGGGCAAGACGAGCUUCAACCAACUGCCGGUAAGUGAGCGUCAAUCGUCCCCAAUCGAACAGCAGCAGGACGAGACGAACUCGUCCGAGCAGAAGGACGAGGACGAUCUGUCCGAGGACGACUCGGAGGAUCGGCUCGAGGCGACGGUGAACGAUCCGGAGCGGCUGAAAGCGUUCAACAUGUUCGUGCGGCUGUUCGUGGACGAAAACCUCGACCGUAUCAUACCGAUCUCGAAGCAGCCGAAGGAAAAGAUACAAGCGAUUAUCGACUCCUGCACGCGCCAGUUCCCGGAGUUUGCCGAGCGGGCCCGGAAGCGCAUCCGCACCUACCUGAAGUCGUGCCGGCGGAACAAGAAGACGCGCGAGGGCUGGGAGAACACGUCCCGCCCCACGCCGGCACACCUCACGUCGGUGCAGGCGGAACAGAUACUGGCCGUGGCGUGCGAGAACGAGAGUCUCAAUGCGAAGCGCAUGCGCAUCGGGCUGGAGCCGAUCAGCCAGACGGUCAGUCAACCGGCGGCGGUAAGUUUUAUGACGUCGGCCGAAUCCCCGACGGCAGUGCCGACCAUGUACCAGACCCUAGCGAACCGCGAACAGGAAUCGACCUCCGUGUCCACGAUCAAAAGUGAACCGAUGACGAGCGUGCCGAAGAUAUCGCCCGUUCCCAGCACACCGACCCCGGACAUGAACCAGAUGAAGCUCAACAUACCCAGCGCGAGUGCCAGCUCGACGCCCACCAUCCCGACGACCGUACCUACCAUCUCGAACUUUCACGACUACAACACCGGCUUCUCGAACCGCUCCCAGCACUACCAGAACUUUAUGAACUCGGUCAACAACAGCAGUAGCACGAGCAGCGGUGCCACGACCAACACGACCAUGUCCGCUGCCGGCACCGCCGCCCCUACCGAUCUGUCGAUGAAGCGACCGAUACUGGCCCACAAGCUAAACAGUGCGGAGAUUACCGCGGUGAAGCAGCUCGUCACCGGCUACCGGGAGUCGGCCGCCUUCCUAAUGCGCAGUGCCGACGAGCUGGAAAACUUGCUGCUCCAGCAACAGUAAAGGCAGCGAGAGGAGGGGAAGAAAGAGAGAAAAAAACGUUGAUAUGUAUGUGUGUGUGUUUGUGUGUGUUACGGUGUGUUUCAGCACAAAUUGUAAAAAAACGAACAAAUUAAACGCAGAGCCUAGCCUAGGCACGCUAAAACGGACACUUUUUAAGGAAUUUCAGGAAAAUAAAUGUGAACCAACAAAAAAAAAGGCAAAACAAAACGCAUUAACCAGUAAGGAGCAUUACAAAACAAAAGAAGGGAAAGUAGAAAACAGUGAACUACACAGAGAAACACAGGGUGAUAGAGAGGAAACAAGGAAAACAAAAGAGAGAAGACAAGAAGAGGAUGAAAGUAAAGCAAGGAAGAAAUGGUGGUUUGAAAUUACAAACGAAAAGUGCAAAGUAGCAGAAAGACUAGCAGAACAGAACAAGACAGAGAGAGAGG